Paramecium tetraurelia is the source of this 2670-nucleotide messenger RNA. RefSeq lists its product as uncharacterized. The transcript has a single exon. The record is from RefSeq and is a predicted model, not a curated record. Gene Ontology annotation, molecular function: nuclear import signal receptor activity. Gene Ontology annotation, cellular component: cytoplasm; nucleus. Gene Ontology annotation, biological process: protein import into nucleus. NCBI's taxonomy places the organism in Eukaryota, Ciliophora, Oligohymenophorea, Peniculida, Parameciidae.
AUGUUCACAAAUCUUAGAUCCACUGAUAACACAAUUAGAUAAUAAGCAGAAUAAGAAUUAUACGCUUAGGUUGCAGCAAAUCCAAUUGCCAUCCUUGAAUAAUUUUUGAUAGCAAUGUAAAACAAAGAUGACACAGAAUUUGUAUCCAUAUUGUUAUCCAAAACAAUUUUUGAAAAUGAAGAGAAUAUUGGCAAGUUGGAAUGGAGUCAUGUCUAAUUUGUAUUAAAGUUCUGUGUUAGCGAGCUAAAAUAAGAUAAUAAGUUGUCUCAUCUUAAGAGAAUGUGUGAUUUGGCGGUAAAAGGAUUACUAAAGUUCACAAAAUAUGAUGAAAUGAUUAUGUUACUCUUUGAAAUAGGCGGAAGUGCUUAAACUUUAAAUUAGAAGUUAGCAACAAUGUAUUACAUUGAAAUCAUGUGUGAAUUUGCAUUAUGUGAUGAAUAAUUAAUUAAACACAGUUAAUAAUUGAAUGAAAUAUUUACAGCAUAUUUGAAUGACUAAUCUCCUCAAGUAAGAGCAGCAACUUGUUAGGGAAUCAGUAGUUUCUUAGUUUCCAUAGAGGAAGAAUCAUUAUUGAAUAGAUUCAGUAAUAAUGCUGUAGUUUUAUUAUAAUAAUUUGCAUAAGUGAUGUAAGUUGAUCAAGAAGCAUCAGUUCAAGCCUUACAAUCAAUAAAUGAAUUAUUAGAAAAUCAUCCUAAAUUUAUGAAGAAUGUAUAUGGAGAUUUAUUAAACAUCUAUACUUAAUUGAUGUAAUCACAAACUACUAUAUCAUUGAAAAAGUCAGCCCUUCAUGGUCUUUAAACAUUAUGUUAAAUUGCCCCAGCCUUUAUUAGAAAGAGCGAUUAAUUUAAGACUUCCUCUAUUCUGAUGAUAAUGAAAAUGUUAACAGAAGUAGAUAGAAAGGAUUGGGAAAAUACCUUUGAUGAUAAUUGUUUAUAAUUGAAUGAUUUAUCAAGUGUUGCUGAAGAUUGUCUAGGUAAAAUGGUUCGAGAUGUGGGAGUGAAAUAUUUGUUACCAAUAUUUGUUCCACUCAUAAUGUAAGCAUUAAGAUCCCCAGUUAUUAAUGAAUAACAUGCUGGUUUGAUUGCUAUGGCAACAUUAUCAGAUAAGGCAGCAGAACAUUUCUAGAAUGAAUUACCUAGCAUAAUGGAUUUGAUAUUGCCAUUAUCUCAAUCAUAAAACAAAUUGAUAGUUUAUGAUUUAUUGACAUGUUUAGCAGCACUCUGUUAGGAAUUCACACCAAAGAUCUAAAUUAAUUAUGGAUCAUAGAUUCUAUAAUUGAUAGUGACAUGCAUGUAAUAAAAGAUCUCAUAGAAAAUCCAAUAUAUUUCUAUAGCUUGUUUAGUAGAUUUUACAAGGGAAUUAGUAGAAGAUAAAGAGGCAGCAAAGAAUGUAUUGACUCCAGUAUCAACCUUUUUGAUUGAAUAAUUAUACUCAGUCAUUCAAACUAAUUUGACAGGUUCAAUAGAUCAAUAAUAAUAAUAAAUAUUAGAAUAAGCACUCUCUGCAUUCAGUGCAUUGGCUACUAGUUUAUAAGAACAUUUCACUUAAUAUUAUGAUUAGAUGAUGCCCUACAUGAUGUAAAUGAUGUAGACAGUCACAAUAAAUGAAGUUAAAUCACUAUUGUUAGAAUGCAUUGGUUGUUUCUUAGUUUCAAUUAGUACAACAAGAAAGGAAUAAUGCAAGACUGAUUCUAAUUAAUUGGUCACACAUUUCAUCUAAUUAUAGAACAAAAUGGAAUCAGAUGAUCCUGCUCAUACAUCCAUCUUCUUCUUCUACACUUAAGUAGCCACAGCAUUAAGAUGUGAAUUUGGUUAAUACUUAGAAGCUAUCUUCCCAUUGGUUGAAAGAGCAAUGAGAUUGGAUGUUGGAUUCUCAGUCAAUUCAUAGGCUGAAGGCAAGAACAUCACUAAAGUCAAGUUGGAUCUCAAAUUCUUGGGAGUUAAAAGCUUAUCACUUAAUACCAGUGCUCUAGAAUAAAAAGUAGAAGGAGCUCACACUCUUGUUAACUUAGCAGAGUAAUGUGGCAAAUCCUUCUAUCCAUACAUCACCAAAACUAUAGUAUUAAUGAAAGAAUUCAUUAAUUAUAAGCACAGCUCAUAGAUCUAAAAGUCUAUGGCUAAAUGCGCUGAAUAUUUGUUAGCUGCAUGCACACUUGAAACAGAUAUGGCAUAAGUACUUAUUUAAGUUACUCCUAUACUCAUUACUGAAUUCACUGUAUUCCUCAACAGCAAAACCUACGAUAGAGCUGCAGAAAUCGCAGAAGUAUUGGCUAAUUGCUUGAAUUAAGUUAAAGCCCCUAUUUUGGAUGCUACUACUAUUGAUUCAAUGUAUUCAACUUCUAACAAGGCUCUUACAGCAAUAGUGAAGACUAAAGAGUCGAUUACUUAUGAAGAUGAGGAGUAAUUUGAAGCUGACUGUGAGGAAAUUGAUUAAUUACUUGAUCACAUUACAAAUAUUGUAACUGAAUUGAUUUCUAAUCAUAAAUGCGAAUCUGUAUAAACUAUGAUGCCAACCUAUUACUCAUUUUUAAAUACUAAAUCAACCAAAUCAUAGACUAUUAACUCUAUUGCAUUUUUCAAUAUUGUUUUACCUCUUUGCAAUGAAUCAGUAUUCUAAUAAGCACAAAAUGAAAUAUUGAAAUGCUAUUCCUCUUUUGCUAAAAACAGCUGA